GCGCAGGAGCAGAACGGACUCUGCGGCCUGGCGGGUCCUCCCCAGGUGCGUGUCUUGGGUUCCCCGUCACCCUUCCCUCCCCUGGCCUCGGAGGCGCGGUGACCUUGGGGCAAGAGGGACGAGGUGGCGUCAGAGCCGAGGUCACCACGCCUGUGUCUCCCCGCAGCUCGGAUCCGGCCCCGGGCAUGGCCUCUGCGCUGCUGAGGAGCAUGGUGGCUUCCGUCGUGGGCCCGCUUCUGCGCCUGAGCCGUGCCGCCGCGGAGCCCCGAUCCUUCUCCACGUCGCUGCUGGGCACCCCGACAGGCGCCCUUCCUCCCGGCGUCCAAGUGCACUGGCCGCCCUGCGGCCGCGCGCAGCGGUCACUCCUGCAGCCGGACCCGCCGCAGCCACGUCCACAGCCCGCGCAGGGCUUCAAGACCAAGGGCGUCCUCAAGAAGCGCUGCCGAGACUGCUACAUGGUGAAGAGGCGCGGGCGCUGGUUCGUCUACUGCAAGACCAACCCCAAGCACAAGCAGAGGCUGAUGUAGCCCUUGCCUUCCAGCAGAGACCUCGCCUGAUCAAAGCUAAAUAAAAUGGGAACGCUCUGUCAUCUUAA
Jaculus jaculus (lesser Egyptian jerboa) is the source of this 595-nucleotide messenger RNA. It is a transcript of the gene Mrpl36, whose product is annotated as mitochondrial ribosomal protein L36. Gene Ontology annotation, biological process: translation; ribosome biogenesis. The record is from RefSeq and is a predicted model, not a curated record. Lineage: Eukaryota; Metazoa; Chordata; Mammalia; Rodentia; Dipodidae. Gene Ontology annotation, cellular component: ribosome; mitochondrial large ribosomal subunit. Gene Ontology annotation, molecular function: structural constituent of ribosome. The coding region runs from base 186 to 527 and encodes 113 amino acids. The transcript is spliced from 2 exons.